UAUCAGUCUCAUUUAUACUCUCUUCAUUUUUCACCACUCUUCCCCUUCCAACAUACUCACUAUCAGCUAAUAAUAACACACUCACUAUAUAAGUUUAGUAUGGUUUAUGUAGUCAAUAGCCAAACAGUUACAAAGCACUUCCAAUAUUUCCUACAUGACAACCAACCAAGUUGAAAUGGAACCAAGCCAAACAGUUGCUCUCUUGUUCUGUAUUUUCCGUCACUCCCUAGGGAUUUUCCACUGCUCUAACUAGUAGAGGUAGAUUUCUGUCUUUUAAUUCGGGCCCAUAAAACCCACCCCCAAAAGAUGAGCGACAGCAGAGAAGAUUCCAAGCUACAACAUUUAUCCUCACCAACUCCUCCUCCCGAUGACCCCGGUCAAAUCCAUCAAGACCCGACCCAACAAACACCGCCGCCCCCGCCCGGUGCUCCUCCUCCCGCCUUUCUUUCCUCUGCUCCUACUUUGUUCAACAUUCCCAACACUGGCUUUGACCAGCCACCGUUUGAAGCCGCGAGUUCAAAGAGACCAAGAUACACUGCCGCACAAUGGAAGCAGCUUUCACCCUCCACCUCCAAACCACAUCAACAACAUCAAAACAACAAGACUCCCACAAAUAUUCUGAUGAUUACAGAAUCAUCUCCGACAUCACAACCGCCACCGCCACAGCCACAAACUCGCAUUGUUCCGGCAGCUUCAUCUUCAGACACCGCCUCUUCACCUUCUCAUUCUCCCCGACCAUCUCACUCAGUGGCCUCAACCCACCAACAAUUUCGAAAGGGCAAAUACGUCAGCCCCGUUUGGAAACCUAACGAGAUGCUGUGGCUUGCUAGGGCAUGGAGGGUCCAGUACCAAGGCGGAGUCGGGUCGGAAGGGGAAGGACCCGGAACCGUGACACCGUCAAGAGGGAAGACAAGGGCUGAUAAAGACAGAGAAGUUGCUGAAUUUCUAAACAGGCAUGGGGUAGAGAGGGAUGCAAAGACUGCCGGGACCAAAUGGGACAACAUGUUAGGAGAAUUCAGAAAGGUUUAUGAGUGGGAGAAAGGUGGGGAGAAGGAUCAAGUCGGCAAGAGUUAUUUCCGGCUUUCUCCAUAUGAAAGGAAGCUUCACAGAUUACCUGCUUCAUUUGAUGAGGAGGUGUUUGAAGAGCUGUCCCAAUUCAUGGGCUCCAGAAUGAGAACCCCUCAAAGUAGAGUCGUUUCCCCCAUUGUCUCGGCCGCCGCCGGUGGUGAAGAUGUUCGACCCAUUGUCCCCUCGGCUAAAUCAUUGCUUCCUCCUCCCUUUUACCGGGACGAAGACCUUCCAAUUUCAGCAAGGGGGAAGCAGAUUGUGAUGACAAGUAGUACUGGUGGGGACCCGUUUGGGUGUGGAAGUAGAGGAGGAGGAAGUUUAUUAGGGUUUGAGUCUUCGUUGGACGUGCUUGGUGGUGCUUCGUCUGGGUCUGUAUUUUCGAGGGAAGUUCGUAGAAUUGGUAAGGUGAGAAUGAUAUGGGAAGAAUCAGUGAGCUUAUGGGGUGAAGAAGGAGAUCCUCACAGAGGACGAGUGAAGUUGCAAGGAUGUAGCUUUCUAAAUGCUGAUGAAGUUGCUUUCUUGGAUGAUUCAAUGGUUGCUUGUACAAUGGAAGCCUUUGAAGAUGGACCUCUAAAAGGCUUCUCUGUGGAUAGAUUCCUUCCUGGUCAACAAGUCAAAGUUUUUGGCAGAAGGAAAUCUCUCUCUGUUUCUGUUCCCGCUCCUCCGCCUACUGGACCCGGUGAUAAACCUCAACAUCAUUCUGCCGAGCCAUCUUCCUCUCUCAGAUCUAAUCCGACAUGGGAGUUUCAAGAUCCGACUGAUUAUUACCUGGGAUGCUUGCGAGCUCCCCCAUCUACACUGCCAAGCUUGUUUGAACUAUCUUGGCACAUACAAGAGCCUCCACCUGAGGAGUUUCGUUUCCCACUGAGGAGAGAUGUGUACAAAGAUUUGCCCCAAGGGAAAGAGCUUUUUUUCACUACUUGUUGUGAACUCUUGCUGGAUUGCAGAGGGAUCACAUAUGAUAUUAUAAGCCCCAUCUUGAAGCAAAACCCUAGUCUUAGUGGUGCAACGGCCACCACCAGAGACUCCUUCAUCGGCAUGUGGGAUGAUUGCAUCAAUAGAAUCGUAUCGAAAUUCUGUUGUACGGAGAUGGUGAUUGUUCGGAAAAAUAGUUCUCCAAUGGCGGAAACAAUUCAGGAUGAGUGGCCACAUGUGUGUGGCUUUUCAAGGAAUUUCUGCCUGUGGAGAGGAGAAGAAACGGAUCAAUUAAGGGAAGGUCACGUUGACCCAUCUUCUUCAAUAGUGGAAAAGCUCUUAUGGACUUACACCGACUUGCCUUACAUUUUAGGCUACUAUGCAGUUGGCUACAUUGUAACAUUUUGUGCUAUCAGCCGAUCCCAAGACCGAAUCAUCAGAACCGACCUUUACACCGUUGACCUUUCGAACCCAACAGAGAGACUCAAAGCCCUAGUCCCUUGUUGGAGGAUUGCAGGAAUCCUGCCUUUGUUAGCUGACCAAUGCGUAACUAGCUCAAACAAUAACAAGCAACCACUUCCUUACAGUGAUUUUGAAAGAAUUGAUUUGGGCGGAUGUAACAUUUUGGAAAUGACUCCAAAUACAACCACCAAAUUCUUCUCAAGCAAACGGAGAUGGGCCGCGGUCAAAGAAAUCUACGACUUCCUCGAUCAAAGGAUUCCACAUGCUGAGUUUAUGGUUCAAUCGUCAGAGAAAGACUUGGGAAUUGGGUUCAAGCCCAGAGGAUGUAGAGUGAAGCCCACGAACUGCGAUCAGCUGAUAGAGGCUUUAAAACAAGUCACCAAAGCAUUAGCGGGGUUGCAUGAUCUGUGCUUCAUGCACAGAGAUUUGAGUUGGGAGAAAAUCGUGAAGAGAUGCGACAGGGAAAACGAGUGGUUGGUAACCGGGUUCGAGGAGGCGACGGGGGCGCCGCAGAUAGACCCACACGACGGAGGGGCGGCGGCGAGUGGGAGGAACGCGCCGGAGAUGGGUCGAGGGUUGCACAGCGUGAAGGUGGAUGUGUGGGGAGUAGGUCAGCUGAUCAAGAGUAGCGGUUUGGUAAGCGUGCCAAAGAUGCUAAGAGAGUUGCAGAACAGGUGUUUGGACCAUAACCCGGAGCAGAGGCCAACGGCGGCAGACUGCUACCACCACCUGUUGCAGCUGCAGCAGCAGUCGUCAAUGUCAACAGCCGCCGUUACAGCUGCUGGGGGAGUUUAUUGAAUGCCAUUUUUAAUUGACGCUAAUAGUUUCAUUCCAGUCGGUUUCAUAAUACUACUACUAUAUAGUAGAGUGUGUGAGUGCGUGUGCUUCUGCGUACACGAUUAUAUAUGUAAAAGUUGGG
Oldenlandia corymbosa var. corymbosa is the source of this 3364-nucleotide messenger RNA. NCBI's taxonomy places the organism in Eukaryota, Viridiplantae, Streptophyta, Magnoliopsida, Gentianales, Rubiaceae. The record is from the annotation of a GenBank genome assembly.